This is a messenger RNA of Vitis riparia (riverbank grape), 756 nucleotides long. Its product is annotated as flavin-containing monooxygenase FMO GS-OX-like 9. The coding region runs from base 1 to 756 and encodes 251 amino acids. The transcript is spliced from 5 exons. Lineage: Eukaryota; Viridiplantae; Streptophyta; Magnoliopsida; Vitales; Vitaceae. Gene Ontology annotation, molecular function: flavin adenine dinucleotide binding; N,N-dimethylaniline monooxygenase activity; NADP binding. The record is from RefSeq and is a predicted model, not a curated record.
AUGGUGGUGGUUGUAGGAAAUUCAGUGAGUGGACGAGACAUAUCCAUGGAGCUCGUGGGUGUGGCAAAAGAAAUCCAUCUAAGUGUCAAAUCUCUUGAUAUUUCUGAGGGUCUAUCUAAAGUCAUUUCCAAACACCACAACUUGCAUCUUCAUCUGCAGAUUGAAUCCCUUCAUGAAGAUGGACGAGUAGUAUUUGUAGAUGGGUCUUGGGUCUUGGCAGACACUAUCAUAUACUGCACCGGGUAUUCAUAUGCCUUCCCAUUUCUUGACACCAAAGGAAUAGUAGGAGUGGAUGAUGACAGAGUAGGCCCAUUGUAUGAGCACACCUUCCCUCCAUCCCUCGCACCCUCUCUAUCUUUUGUGGGCAUUCCCAGGAAGAUCCUAGGUUUCCCUUUCUUUGAAUCACAAGCAAUAUGGAUAGCUCAGCUGCUGUCUGGGAGAAAAACAUUACCAUCAUUCCAUGAAAUGAUGCAGUCCAUUGAAGACUUCUAUCAGUCAAGAGAUGCCGCUGGCAUUCCAAAGCAUCAUACUCACGAUAUUGCAGAUUUUGAGUACUGUGAUAAAUAUCUAGACAAUGUUGGGUUUCCACACUUGGAAGAAUGGAGGAAGGAGCUAAUCUUAUCAGGCAUAGGAAAUGCCCAAGUCAACUUGGAGACUUUCCGUGAUGCUUGGGAUGACCAUGAGCUGUUGCAAGUGGCUCUUCAGAGCCCUCAUUUCACCCAAUCCCUUCAAUCCCCAUCUCAACAUUUUCCGUAG